AUGCGGCCCAAGGACCCAAUACCCGUUAACCAAAAGUCCGGUAUCAUUUACCGCAUUGACUGUCUUUGUGUUCAAGCCAAUUACGUUGGUGAAAUAGGUAAACGGGUUCUCAAGAGAAUGCACCAGCAUGAACUCGCCGUGCGACGGAAGUACAAGCAUGCCGCCCACGCAUCCACGCCAGGGCACAGCAUCGACUUCGAACGCGUGCGAAUACUGGGCUGGUCAGACGACCAAACUUCACGCCAGCUGCAGGAAGCAUGGCAUUCACGCGCGGACUCAAUUAACAGACAUAUCGAGCUUCCUGAUGCCUACCUUGCGUUGCGCGAGCAGAUCGAGGGCAGAAGUCAAUUCCAGCAGAACCGAGUUAAAUACACUGUGAGCUGUACGUUUUUCAUUCUUUGA
Dibothriocephalus latus is the source of this 402-nucleotide messenger RNA. The record is from the annotation of a GenBank genome assembly. Lineage: Eukaryota; Metazoa; Platyhelminthes; Cestoda; Diphyllobothriidea; Diphyllobothriidae.